AUGUCACACAUGGCUCAUGGCACCAAAACAGCGAAGAAGGGCGACGUCGGCGGCAGGGUUGGUGUCCCCGGCCAGACCGCCCAAGGGCCAUCCUCGAAGCAGCUCCGCGAACUGCUGCACGUCCUGAAAGGCACACCGGCCGGGGCCGUGCAGCAGGUGGGGCACUUGAUGAUGCUGUUCGUCGCGGUCGUCAAGAAACAAGCGAUCGAUCUCCUCCAGCACGCGAAAAAGGAGAUCCACAAGAAGAAGAAGGCUACGGGUGCGGCGAAGGCCGGCAAGGCCGGGAGACGCGUGACGAGCCUCCGCGGCGGUACCAAUGGUGCAGAAAAAGCUAAACGACUCCAGCGUUGGGCGGCCAAAAGCAAGACGAACGCGAGGCAGCUCCUGCAGCUUCUUCUAGGGUCUCGUGCGGCUUUGGAAGCUCGACCGGGGCUCGCCCGCCUGCUUAAACUCCACGCUCAGGAUAUCAUCAGCGAGGAGGCCAGAAAUGGAUCUUCCGCCGCGGCGGCCGCCUUCGACAUGAUGAUCACUAUCAUCGACGGCGUCCUAAGCGACGACUCAAGUAGGAGUACGCCAGCGCUCCCGACGCCGUCCUCUCCCGAACCUAACAGCGCCGUUGGAGGGGAAGAAGUGAACGAGAGACCGACGUCUACCAUCGGCGAAACGUCCACACGCCCACAGCAGCUCCUCAAACAGCUACCGCAAAACGCAUCCAAGCUCAUCGAGGCAUCUCUAUCACCGCUUUGGUCGGCAUGCUCCGAGGACUCCGUCCGGGGUAACGCAACGGGGGCCGCGACGGUGAUCGAGGAAGCGCUGUCGAAGGACGCGCAAGUCCUUGUCGCAAGGCCAUGGCCAUCACCGCUUUGGUCAUCAUCCUCUGAGGAGUCUGUCCGGGGUAACGCGACGGCGGCGGCGAUCGUGAUCAAGGCAGCGCUGUUGAAGGAGGCGCAAGCUUCAUCGUCGAAGGGGAUGCCCGAUGGCGUAGAGGAUGCGGUCGAGAGGCGGCCUAGCUCGGGCAAUAACGACGACGACGAUGGCGACGACGACCUGGCUGGGAAGCGGUCGACCUCCCGUGCGGAACGAGGCGGCGGAGACGGCGAGAACGGUGCCCCUACCCCAACCCCGUCGGCAUGCGCCGCCGACGUCGUGGACGACUCUUCGGCAGGACAGCCAGCGGCUAGGCAGGGCAGCCUUAUCCUCGACGACGAGGUGUCAAACACGUCGGAGUUCACCUGGGUGACCGCAGAGGUGUCCAAGACGUCGGGACUCACCUGGAUGACCGCGGAGGGAGGAGAAUCGACGGGAUCUCCUCAAACGACGGGCGUCACGCUCGAACAGGCGCUGGUGCUGCCUCCCGGCGUUACGAUGAGCUUCGACCGGGGGGCUUCGACGCCAAGCGAGACCCUGUCAUGGCCGUCAAGCGGAGCGGGGUCUUUCGGAGACACGAGGUUUGCGGACAACUAG
This is a messenger RNA of Ectocarpus siliculosus, 1464 nucleotides long. The record is from the annotation of a GenBank genome assembly. NCBI's taxonomy places the organism in Eukaryota, Phaeophyceae, Ectocarpales, Ectocarpaceae.